Messenger RNA from Penicillium olsonii, 1689 nucleotides. Lineage: Eukaryota; Fungi; Ascomycota; Eurotiomycetes; Eurotiales; Aspergillaceae. The record is from the annotation of a GenBank genome assembly.
AUGCCCGUUUCUUCCAAUUAUGCCCCUAUCGACAUCCCAGCAGUAGACUUAUGGACCUUCUUAUUCGAACGCAAGGACAGGGCGUUCCCAGAUGACAAGAUCCUCUUUCAAGAUGCCGAAACCCAGCGUCACUACACUUACCAAUCUCUCCGCGAGGCUUCACUAGACUUUGGCAAAGGCCUGCGCGCGCUAUGGGACUGGAAGAAAGGCGAUGUGCUCGCCCUGUUUACGCCGAAUAGUAUCGACACUCCCGUGGUGAUGUGGGGGACGCUGUGGGCGGGAGGUGUGCUCUCACCGGCGAACCCGGCGUAUACAGCGGAUGAACUGGCCUUCCAGCUGAAGAACUCAGGCGCAAAGGGUCUGGCAACACAGGUCUCAGCGUUGUCGGUUGCAAAACAGGCGGCGAAGAAGGUUGGCAUGUCUGAAGAUCGCAUCAUUUUGAUUGGCGACAUGCGGGAUUCCGAUGCACGGAUCAAACAUUUCACCUCCGUGCGCAACAUAUCCGGGGCGACCCGCUAUCGGAAGCAGAAGGUGACGCCUGAGAAAGAUGUCGCCUUUUUGGUUUACUCGUCGGGCACGACUGGCGUGCCGAAGGGGGUUAUGCUGUCGCAUCGGAAUAUCGUUGCCAAUAUCUUGCAGCAGGAUGUUAGCGACGGUGGUAACUUAAGCUGGGAAGGGGGCCAUGACGGCAAAGGAGAUCGACUUCUGGCGUUUUUGCCAUUCUAUCACAUCUACGGAUUGACAUGCUUGAUUGGCCAAGCCACAUACCAGGGAUACCAUCUUAUCGUGAUGUCCAAGUUUGACAUUGAAAAAUGGUGCGCUCAUGUACAAAACUACCGUUGCACCUUCAGUUACAUUGCUCCCCCGGUGGUCUUGCUACUAGGCAAGCACCCAGUGGUAGACAAGUAUGACCUCUCAAGCAUGCGAAUGAUGAAUUCUGGUGCUGCGCCCCUCACGCAGGAACUUGUGGAAGCAGUCUACUCGCGGAUCAAGGUUGGAAUCAAACAAGGGUACGGUCUCAGCGAGACCAGCCCGACUACCCACUCGCAGAAAUGGGAGGACUGGCGAGAGGCAAUUGGCUCAGUUGGUCGCUUGAUGCCCAACAUGCAAGCCAAGUACAUGAGCAUGCCGGAAGACGGCUCAGAACCGAAGGAGGUUGCCGUGGGCGAGGUCGGUGAAUUGUACAUGAGCGGCCCCAACGUGUUCCUUGGCUACCAUCAGAACCCCGAGGCGACCAAGAGCUGUCUUUCCGAGGAUGGUUGGUUCCAAACUGGCGACGUGGGCUUCCAGGACGCUAAGGGCAAUUUCUUCAUCACCGACCGUGUCAAAGAGCUCAUCAAAUACAAGGGCUUCCAAGUUCCCCCUGCCGAGUUGGAGGGAAUUUUGGUUGACAAUGCGGCUAUCGACGAUGUGGCAGUCAUUGGUAUUGAGAGUGAGGCGCACGGCUCAGAAGUUCCUUUGGCCUGUGUUGUUCGCAGCGCGAAGAGCAAAUCCUCAGGCGCAAGCGAAAAAGACGAAGCCGAAACCAUUGUCAAGUGGCUAGAUAGCAAGGUUGCCCAUCACAAGCGUUUGCGCGGGGGUGUGCAGUUUGUGGAUGAGAUUCCUAAGAACCCCAGCGGGAAGAUCUUGCGUCGUGUACUCAAGCAGAAGUUCAAGGAUAUAGCCAAGGCACCAAAGGCCAAGCUAUAG